This is a messenger RNA of Neomonachus schauinslandi (Hawaiian monk seal), 1767 nucleotides long. It is a transcript of the gene DMBT1, whose product is annotated as deleted in malignant brain tumors 1. NCBI's taxonomy places the organism in Eukaryota, Metazoa, Chordata, Mammalia, Carnivora, Phocidae. The transcript has 9 exons. The record is from RefSeq and is a predicted model, not a curated record. Bases 1 to 1767 code for a protein of 588 amino acids. Gene Ontology annotation, cellular component: cell surface; membrane.
AUGACCCUCAGUUCUUAUGCUAUGUAUCUUUCAGAUGCCGGCUUGAGAUUAGUCAAUUCAAACGUCUCCUAUAAUGCAUGUGCCGGGCGUGUGGAAAUUUACCACGGUGGCACGUGGGGGACGGUGUGUGACGAUUCCUGGGGCAUUCAGGAUGCCCAGGUGGUCUGCAGACAGCUGGAGUGUGGAUAUGCAGUAUCCGCUGUGGGAAACGCCUAUUUUGGGCCCGGCUCUGGCCCCAUCACCCUGGAUGACGUGGUGUGCUCAGGGACCGAAUCUACUCUCUGGCAGUGCUGGAACCGAGGCUGGUUCUCCCAUAACUGUGCCCACAGUGAAGACGCUGGAGUCAUUUGCUCAGGAAGCCAGCCAACAACGCACGCUCCUGUUCACGAUGCCACCCACCCAGACACAAAUUAUUCCUGUGGAGGCUUCCUGUCCCAGCCAUCUGGGUACUUUUCCAGCCCGUUCUAUCCAGGGAACUAUCCAAACAACGCCAGAUGUGUGUGGGACAUUGAAGUCCAAAGUAACUACCGUGUGACUGUUGUCUUCAGAGAUGUCCAGCUUGAAGGUGGCUGCAACUAUGACUAUAUUGAAGUGUUCAAUGGCCCCUCCCAUAGUUCCCCUCUGAUUGCUCGCGUUUGUGAUGGAACUAAGGGCUCCCUCAGUUCCUCAUCGAACUUCAUGUCCAUUCGCUUCGUCAGCGAUGGCAGCAUCACGAGGAGGGGCUUCCAGGCCAGCUACUACUCCAGCCCUUCUGAAGAUAACACCAAGCUGCUUUGUCUGCCAAACCACAUGCAAGCCAGUGUGAGCAGGAGCUACCUCCAAUCCCUGGGCUAUUCUGCCAAGGACCUUAUCAUUCCCACCUGGAAUGAAAGCUCCCAGUGUCAGCCCCAAAUAACGGCCAGCCAGGUGACAUUCACAAUUCCCUACUCGAGCUGCGGCACCAUCGAGCAGGUAGAUAAUGAUACCAUCACCUAUUCCAACUUCCUCAAAGUAGCUGUUCCAAGUGCCAUCAUCCAGAGGAAGAAGGAUCUCCACAUUCACAUCAGCUGCAAAAUGCUCCAGAACACCUGGGUUAACACCAUAUACAUUGCUAAUGACACCAUCGAGGUCAAUGAAGUGCAGUACGGCAAUUUUGAUGUGAACAUUUCCUUUUAUACAUCUUCUUCAUUUUUACAUCCGGUGACCAGCAGCCCAUACUAUGUGGACCUGAACCAGAACUUGUACCUUCAGGCUGAGAUCAUCCAUUCUGACACCUCCUUGUCCUUGUUUGUGGAUACCUGUGUGGCGUCCCCAUAUUCCAACGACUUUACAUCUCUGACUUACGAUCUAAUCCGGAGUGGGUGCGUGAAGGACAACACCUACCAAUCUUACCCUCAGCCGUCGCCUCGCAUCACCCGCCUCAAAUUCAGUUCCUUCUACUUCCUGAGGCGCUUCCCCUCCGUGUACCUGCAGUGUAAGAUGGUGGUGUGCAGGACUGACGACUACUUCUCCCGCUGCCGCAGAGGCUGUAUCCUGAGGUCCAAGAGGGACGUGGGCUCCUACCAGGAGAAGGUGGACGUCGUCCUGGGACCCAUUCAGCUGCAGGCCCCGCACACCGAGAAGAGGAACCUGGACCUGCCACUGACUGAUGUGGGAAAGCAGGCCAGCCCCGAGGGGAGCUGCCACAGCCCUGCCAUCUCUGCUGGGGCCUUCCUGGCCGUGGUGGCCUUCACCUUGGGGAUGAGCACCCUCACAGCCAGUGGCUGGCCUCUGAGCCCUAAGAUGUGA